UUCUCCCGGCCCAGAGGGAGGAGGGCGGCAGAUGGCGGAGGCCAGCAAGAGCAAGAGCGCCGCGGCGGCUCCUCCGCCUCCUCCCGCCGGCGGUGGCGGGGCGGCGAAGCCCUUGACGCCCGAGCAGGUGGUAGCAGGAUUUAACCGCCUCCGUCAGGAGCAGAGAGGCCUCGCUUCAAAGGCAGCUGAGCUGGAGAUGGAGCUGAAUGAACACAAGCUAGUUAUUGAAACACUCAGGGAAGUGGACCCUACCAGGAAAUGCUACCGAAUGGUAGGAGGCGUGUUGGUGGAGCGCACCGUGAAGGAGGUUCUCCCGGCCCUGGAGAACAACAAGGAGCAGAUCAACAAGAUCAUUGAGACCCUGAGCCAGCAGUUGCAGACAAAAGGCCGGGAGCUGAACGAGUUCCGGGAGAAGCACAACAUUCGCCUGAUGGGGGAAGACGACCAGAAGGCUCCUUCCAAGGAGAGCCCAGAGGGGGCGGCUGCCAAAUCCAGCUCGACAGGAGUCCUGGUCUCGUAGUGAGGAGGGUGGACUUGGAUUGAAGGACUUGACCUCCCUCAGCCCACAGUUGCAGCGUUGGAGCUCCAGAGGCUUCCCGUUAUCGUUAUGGAUGUUAUAGCGUCAUGUCUUCUGUGUUUCGUUAAAUAAAUGUUUGUUUGUUGUGGAA
Candoia aspera is the source of this 668-nucleotide messenger RNA. It is a transcript of the gene PFDN2, whose product is annotated as prefoldin subunit 2. The transcript has 4 exons. Gene Ontology annotation, biological process: protein folding. The record is from RefSeq and is a predicted model, not a curated record. Gene Ontology annotation, cellular component: prefoldin complex; cytoplasm. Gene Ontology annotation, molecular function: protein folding chaperone. Lineage: Eukaryota; Metazoa; Chordata; Lepidosauria; Squamata; Candoiidae. The coding region runs from base 32 to 520 and encodes 162 amino acids.